AUGCCUCCCAAAGAGAAGAAGUCCACCCCGGACUCUGCACCCCCUCAUGAGGUCACCGGCCAGAGCGCUCUUCCCAUUUCUCGGAUAAAAAAAAUCAUCCAGCUAGACGAGGACAUAGUACAAUGCUCAAGCAACGCUACGUUCGUGAUUGCGAUGGCUACAGAAAUGUUCAUCCAAUAUCUCACAGAGCAGGGGCACAACGUCGUCAAGUCCGAACGAAAACCACGAAAGCUCAUUCAAUACAAAGAUCUAGCUACGGCGGUUUCGCGAAUCGAUAACUUGGAAUUCCUCUCCGACGUUAUUCCCAAGACUACCACCUAUAAACAAUUCAAGGAGAGGAAGGCGAAAGAAGCCAGCAGAGAAGGCGAAAUCGAGAAAGGACAGCGCACCCUGAAUGGAACGGUACCACACGCCAACGGAGAGUCGGAACAUCAGGAGGAUCUACAAGCUGUGGAAGAAAAGCCAUCGAAGAGCCCUCGGACGCCGGUGGUUAUGCAUGCGACUGGCGCAGUGAGCACGCUAGUAGUCGAUCGAACUAUUGAUAGCCAGUAUAAGGGAGAGGAUGGGGAUGUGGAAAUGGCUGACUAA
Aspergillus alliaceus is the source of this 588-nucleotide messenger RNA. RefSeq names its product histone-fold domain-containing protein. The coding region runs from base 1 to 588 and encodes 195 amino acids. The transcript has 4 exons. The record is from RefSeq and is a predicted model, not a curated record. Gene Ontology annotation, molecular function: protein heterodimerization activity. Lineage: Eukaryota; Fungi; Ascomycota; Eurotiomycetes; Eurotiales; Aspergillaceae. Gene Ontology annotation, cellular component: CHRAC; nucleus.